AUGGAAGUCACACCCCAGGUCCUCGUUCGCCACAUCGUCGACCAGUACAAGGAGUUGCCGGAGAACAAGAGGCUUCUGAUCGCUGUCGCAGGUCCUCCAGGCUCAGGCAAGUCGACGCUCGCCUACCCUCUCACAGACGCCCUCAACGCCCUUAUCCUUCACCACCCUCCUCCCAACCCGUCUCACCUCGAAGAGCCCGCUUCCAACCUCCUCGCCGAAAGCAGCGACCAACAUGGCCAAGGGGACGAGGUCGCUAUCGCUGUGGGGCUUGAUGGCUGGCACCAUACACGGGCGGAGCUCGAUGCUUUCCCUGACCCUGUUGAGGCGCAUUGGCGUCGGGGCGCUGCUUUCACAUUCAAUCGUCCAUCGUACCAGGCUUUCCUAUCGCAGCUUCGAGUGCCUUUGACCCCCGAGCCCCCGGCAGCCAUACCGUUCCCGACCUUUGACCACGCCCUCAAGGACCCCGCAAUUUCUCCGCAGCCGAUAUUGCCCCGCCACCGGAUCAUAGUCAUUGAAGGGCUCUACACCAUGCUUGAUGAGCCUGGUUGGAGUGAAACCGCCGAGAUGAUGGACGUCAGGAUAUGGGUGGACGUUGAUGAGGAGGUAGCGAGGAAGCGACUUGUGGAUAGGAACCUGGCGGCGGGUAUCGUCGAUACUCGAGAGAAAUGCGAAGCUAGAGUCGACGCUUCGGAUAUGAAGAACGGCGAGCAUGUGCGCUCACGCCUCGUGCAACCUUCGUAUACAUUCACGUCCAUUGAAGGCCAGCCUUUCACUAGCGAAACCUUUCGCUUGACGGCCUAG
This is a messenger RNA of Cryptococcus wingfieldii CBS 7118, 801 nucleotides long. RefSeq lists its product as hypothetical. Gene Ontology annotation, molecular function: ATP binding; kinase activity. Gene Ontology annotation, cellular component: cytoplasm. The record is from RefSeq and is a predicted model, not a curated record. Bases 1 to 801 code for a protein of 266 amino acids. Lineage: Eukaryota; Fungi; Basidiomycota; Tremellomycetes; Tremellales; Cryptococcaceae. The transcript is spliced from 5 exons.